AUGGCAUCAGUACCAAGCGGAGUUCCGGCUGAGGAGAUGGCCCGUCUUUCACUAUCGUCCAAGACGGUCCAUGCAGAUGAUGCUAUUUCGGCGCAUAGGGCCGUAGCACCUGCUAUGCAUGUCAGCACGACGUUUCGAUACAGUGAUGACCCGGAGCAGCUGAAGAAUAGCGCGGAUCCCACCAAGCUGGGGGAUUGGAAUAAUCCCGAUCCCAACGCUCCACUGGACUCGCAUAUUUACUCGCGGGAUUCCAACCCCAACACGACUCGUCUCGAGGCUGUUCUAUCAAGCAUUCUCGGCGGCCCGUCGCUCACCUAUGCUUCCGGCCUGGCUGCAUUCCAUGCCAUGCUUAUUCGGCUGAAUCCCAAGCGCAUUGCCAUUGGCGAAGGAUACCAUGGGUGCCACGGCGUCAUCAAGGUCGUCUCCCGCUUAACUGGUCUUCAGAAACUUCCUUUGGACUGUGACCCGUCCGAAUUGGGGCCUGGCGACAUCAUCCAUGUGGAAACACCGUUAAAUCCCACAGGCGAAGCUCGCAACCUCCAGUUCUACGCCGACAAAGCGCACAAAGCCGGUGCCUUCUUGACCGUGGAUGCCACGUUUGCGCCACCUCCACUUCAGAAUCCCUUCGACUUUGGAGCUGACAUCAUCAUGCACAGCGGAACAAAGUACAUUGGCGGGCACUCCGACAUGCUGUGCGGCGUUCUGGCAGUCCGGCCCGGGAACAGCUGGGCCAAGGAGCUCCGCGAAGAGCGUCUCGUUCUCGGCUCGGUAAUGGGCAGCAUGGAGGGCUGGCUGGGACUCAGAUCUCUUCGGACGCUGGAGCUGCGAGUCGCUAGGCAGAGCCAGACGGCGGCAGCACUUGUCAAAUGGCUCUCAAGUCAGCUCGGCGACUCGUCCACUGUUGUCGGACAGCUCGUCGAGAAGCUUCACCAUGCUAGUCUGCAGCCUGAGGCGGCAGAGGAAGGGAGCUGGCUGAGACAACAAAUGCCUGCCGGGUAUGGACCUGUUUUCGCUAUUGUCAUGAAGGACAUGGAUCUUGCCAAGAAGCUUCCUAGUAGACUGAGAUUAUUUCACCACGCCACCAGUUUGGGGGGCAUUGAGAGCUUGAUCGAGUGGCGGGCCAUGACGGACCCGCUUGUUGACCAGAGACUGUUGCGAGUGAGCAUUGGCGUGGAAGGGUUUGAGGACUUGAAGAGGGAUAUUGAGCAGGCUUUUGAAAGUUUGAAGAACGACAGCGACAGCGACAUCGACAUCAACAUCGACAUCGACAUCGGCAUUCUUUCUCCGAUCCAUCUGUCCCAGCAACAAAUAUCCCCAUCGACUCCUCAUCGAUCGACCUCACGAAUCGAUGCCGAUGAAGUGAAGCCCACCAGAUUCCACACAUCAAACGGCGUUGCGGGCAUCACGACCGGGCGCGCAUCGUCGACGGUAUCAACAAACCAUCCUCCCCGCCUUCGCCUCCAUCUAAAUGCCCUCAUGCCGCGCCUCGCCCUCUUCCGCCUGCCAACCAAGCUUCGGCGCCAAGUACGCCGCAAUAGAAUGGCUACCCUCACGCUGCUGGGCAUCCUCGCGCUCCUCCUCAUCUUCCCCAUCUACUCGAUAUACUGCAUAUACAAGCCGCCCAAGGCGCUGAUAGGCUACCUGCGCCAAAAGUACCCAGACGUGCUCUUCGAGGUGACGACGGACGAGAAGGUGGUGGCCCUCUCGCUCGACGACGCGCCGUCAGCGCACACGGGCGAGAUCAUGGACGUACUCAAGGAGCACGGCGCCCACGCGACCUUUUUCGUCAUCGGCGCCCAGGCCGACGGCCGGCAGGAGACACUGCGGUCGCUGAUACGCGAGGGCCACGAGCUCGCCAACCACGGCAUGCACGACGAGCCCGCCAACAAGCUGGGCAUGGACGAGCUCGAGAGGCAGGUCGGCGAGGUCAAGGCGAAGCUGGUGGCCGCGUACGAGGCCGAGGGCAAGACGCUGCCCAACAACUACUACCGCCCGGGCUCCGGCUUCUUCAACUACAAGAUGCGCGACAUGCUGGGCAACAGGGGCUACCGCAUCACGCUGGGCAGCGUGUACCCUCACGAUCCGCAGAUUCCGUACCCCAAGAGGAACGCCAAGCACAUCCUGAGCAUGGUGCACCCGGGCGCCAUUGUCAUUUGCCACGACAGGCGGGAGUGGACGGCGCCCAUGUUGAGGAUGAUUUUGCCGGAGCUGAAAGAGAAGGGGUACAAGAUUGUUACUAUAAGCGAUCUUGUCAAGAUGGUUGAGCCGCUGGGCGGGCGGUAG
This is a messenger RNA of Metarhizium robertsii ARSEF 23, 2283 nucleotides long. RefSeq names its product Cys/Met metabolism, pyridoxal phosphate-dependent enzyme. Gene Ontology annotation, biological process: transsulfuration; carbohydrate metabolic process. The coding region runs from base 1 to 2283 and encodes 760 amino acids. Gene Ontology annotation, cellular component: cytoplasm. The record is from RefSeq and is a predicted model, not a curated record. Lineage: Eukaryota; Fungi; Ascomycota; Sordariomycetes; Hypocreales; Clavicipitaceae. The transcript has 3 exons. Gene Ontology annotation, molecular function: hydrolase activity, acting on carbon-nitrogen (but not peptide) bonds; carbon-sulfur lyase activity; pyridoxal phosphate binding.